Molecule: messenger RNA, 3306 nt
Organism: Trichosporon asahii var. asahii CBS 2479
Lineage: Eukaryota; Fungi; Basidiomycota; Tremellomycetes; Trichosporonales; Trichosporonaceae
Exons: 9
Coding region: 1-3306 (1101 amino acids)
Source: RefSeq, a predicted model, not a curated record
AUGCCGCAACGCUCACGAAGUCCGUCCCGCUCGCCGAUAGCGAGGGCCCGCAGGCUCCCUCCGAGCCUCAACUCGUCCAUGUUCGAGUUCGACGAGGACGGCCAGCCCGCAGCUGGCUCCAGCAGGGCUGGCCUUCCUCGCACCCCGACGACUGCCACCUUCCCCGCCCCUGGCUCAGCAGCGGACGGCAGCUGGUUGUCCACACCAGUGUCACGACCCGUCCUUAGACGGCACAUAUCAGCCGGUGCACCACCACCGUCACCCGGCGCUGGCUUAGGCCAGAGCUUACCCGGCUCCAUCUACGUCCCCUCAUCGCGCAGCCGAGUCCAGCCCCAAAACGACUACCUCGCCAACUGGGAGACUUUGGCUGACCUCAUGAUCCCAUCGCCCCAAGACGGGCCGUCAAACGCACGGAAGCGAGACGGCUCGUCACCGGCCGCGGCCUUGCGAACAUCAGCAACAGCUUCGCGAUCGACGCUCAGACAGAGCCCCAUCCUGUCCUCGGCAGAUCUGGCAGACGCCGCAAUGUCAGAACCCUCCAUGUCGGGCAUCUUAUCGACCUCGCCCCCGACUAUGGACAGUGUCAUGGAAAGCUUUGCGACCGCCAUGGGAGACACGCAGGAGCCCCAGGCACCGUCAGCAGGUCGCUCGCCGAUCUCGAUCCGCUAUGGGGCGACUGAGCAGCAGCACAUUCGGCUGCCUUCUGGCCCUCCGCAGUUGCCACCGACUACGCCAACGAAACGUGUGUAUCACCUAUCUUAUUGUUGCACUAACGUGGCAGAGGGACCACCGCAAUGGAAGGAGCGAUGGAAGCAGCCACCAUGGCUGACAGACGUUCUCAAGUGUGGCUUGGCAUACUUCAUCGCGUCCCUGUUCACUUUCGUCCCAGCGCUGUCAAACUUGCUUAGCAUGCGAACAGAAACAGACGUGCACGGCAGACCUCAUCCUCGCCCGGCAUACUCGGCGCACAUGGUGGCCACCAUUGUCGUAUACUUCAACCCAGCCCGAACUCUCGGCAACAUGAUCCUUUCUACGCGGUAUUGCGCCAUUUUGGCCAGUUUAUCUGCAGUCGUGUCGCUCAUAUCCUUCGGGAUCGUAGCGCUUUUCGACUACUAUUCGCCAUCUCACGGCAGCCGAUGGGACUGGGUUAGUGAGCUCGGCGAUUGGCUUGUCUGCAUUCUCUGCGUCGGCGGUGCGAUGGGAGGACUUGCUUGGGCCAAGCUCUGGGUCGGUAACCCAGCCUUCAACACAGUGUUCACUGUCAUCGUGAAGGAAGGUGGCUGGAUCAAGCUGAAGGAGGUGCUCCUGAUCGUGUUCAUCGGAGCCUGCAUCACAAACGUGGUUUGCUUCCUGAUCUACCCAAGGUCAGCGACGACACGUUUGCAGAACUCCAUGUCCAAGUCUUUGAACUCGUUCUCAACCCUCCUGGACCUCCUCGGGUCGACCUUCCUCCUGGAGAAGACGGUCAUCAAGGAGAAUCGCAUGCCUCUUGCGGACGCCGUCAAGUCGCACGGUGCUGCAUUCAAGUCUCUAAAGGCAAACCUUGCCGACGCCAAGCACGAGCGCCUCAUCGACCCGCGCAUGCGUGGUAUCAAGAUUGACCUGUACGAAGCUGCCAUUGGUAGUAUGGCUCGUUUGGCGCAGCAUCUCGCCGCCAUGCGAAGCAGUACUCGAGUUCAGGAGGCGCUUCUCAGAGCACACAUCGAUGGACGUAUAUCGAUCGACCAGUCCGAGAAGCGUCAGAAGGUAUCGCCAUCAGUCGUCGGCGACCUCAACAACUUGCCGGCAGUCACGGUCGAACGCGAGGCAGAUGUAACGCAGAGCGUUGACCUGUUCCUCCAGCUGCAGCGCAUCACUGGAGAUGAUCUCGACACGCUGGUCGCUGUCAUCACGGAGAACCCCGAUGCAGCAAAGUCGACCAACAUUCCAGAGCUGAGAGCCAAUGUGGCGACCGCUCUGUCCAACUUCAGUCGAUCUAGCAGUCGUGCAAUCAAGAGCAUCUAUGCGGGUCCUCGCCGCCGCUUAGGCAUCUACGACUCCGAUCACAGCGAUACCGACACGGACGGCGGAAGCGGGGGGCGAGCUCCAGAUGCAGAACACGACGCUAAUGAUGGCCCGAACGAAGUUGUCUUCUUGGUCUACUUACAGAUCCUGGAGGCUCCGCGUCUCACAGCCAUGGAGCAAGUACGGUCCUACGUCAACCCGUGGCGUCGCAGACACCAGAAGCAGAACUUCAUUUACAAGCAAUUCCAGAAACUGGUGCCUAUCGACCCGAGCAAGCUCCAGCCGGCGCUCUUCCCCCGCAACAAGCGUGACGAGCGUGGUACACUCCUGACGCCGCGCCGGUCCAACCUGAGGGGUCUGUCCAAGCUGUACCAGGGGGUGUGGGAGUUUGGCGCACGUCUCAGCGAGCCUGACAUGCGAUACGCGAUCAAGACUGGCGUGGCCGGAGCCAUGCUCGCUGCGCCUGCGUUCAUCGAGUCCACCCGCGGCACCUUUCUCAAGUUCCGGGGCGAGUGGGCGCUGAUUGCGUUCUUCGCCAGCAUGAGUCUAACCGUUGGCCAGACCAACUUCCUGUCUUUCUUCCGAGUGGUUGGCACGAUAUUCUGUCUCGACCUCUCUUAUCUUUACUCCAAGCUGGUGACGGCCUACAGCCGUGGGACGGAGGAGCUCGAUGAGCCUGACUCGGACGACACGCCCUCGGAGACGUCCCCGAUCCUGCCGACCGUGGCAGAACGCCACCACCUGGGUCGCGGGGUUCGGCAAUUCAUGGCGAUGGAGCUGCACCUGCAAGGUCAUCUCGCAAACCUGCGCGGGCUUCUGCAGCAUGCGGCAAACGAGCCGCGUCUCAAGGGUCCGUUCCCAUUCGACUUCUAUCAUGAGGUUUUGCUCAGCUGUGGGCUUAACGUCGCAAGCCGAGAAGCUGACAGACAGAGCGUGCGACAGGCGUUCAUCAUUCCCUUCUAUACCCUAUCAGCCGGCUUCGAUCUCCGCACCCCGAUGCCGCCGUACCUGCCGCCGGCCGAAGCCUCGCGCGAGCGUCUAGUCGAUGCGAUCCGCUCGCUCGACGUCGUGAAGCGCCGGUCCGUCCGUGGUGGCGGUCGGCACCUGCUCUUUUUCGCUUAUGCGCUCGCGAUGCAGGAGGUCAUCGCCGAGCUCGACUACCUCGGCGGGCUGCUGCAGGACGCGUUCGGUGUCAUUUCUCAGUCGACCGUGCGCGACUUUGAGGACCUCUUUGUCGGCAUGGAGGAGGACGUGCACGUGCACGAUCAGCAUCUCGCGCGCGACAGCGCGAUUCAUUUGUAA